Priapulus caudatus is the source of this 5312-nucleotide messenger RNA. RefSeq lists its product as uncharacterized. The coding region runs from base 96 to 5312 and encodes 1738 amino acids. NCBI's taxonomy places the organism in Eukaryota, Metazoa, Priapulida, Priapulimorpha, Priapulimorphida, Priapulidae. The record is from RefSeq and is a predicted model, not a curated record. Gene Ontology annotation, cellular component: nucleus. Gene Ontology annotation, molecular function: RNA binding. The transcript has 15 exons.
GCCAUUUUCUACGUUUUUGCGAAUUGUCAUCGCCGACAUUCUUGUUGGGUUGUUUCCUAAAAGUAGGAUAGCUAAACCAACAAUUUGUUUUAAUCAUGGAAGCUGUAACAGCCUUCGGCAAUGAGUUGGCGAGUGUCUAUGAAAAUAAACCGCCUCUCUCAAAGGCUAAGAUGAUUGCCGUCACAAAAGGAGCCAUGAAGGCAGGCAAAUUCUACAAGCAUGUUGUGUACAAUGUAGAGAAGUUUCUCGCUAAGUGUCCACCCGUGUACAAAGUUCCUGGGCUCUAUGUUAUCGACUCAAUUGUGAAGCAGUCUCGACACCAGUUCGGAGCAGAUAAAGAUCUUUUUGGACCCAGAUUUGCGAAAAACUUCCCAACCACAUUCACCAACAUCAUGCAAUGCCUGCCUGAUGAGAGAGGCAAGGUACGAAAGGUUUUGAGCAUCUGGAUGAAGCAGAGGUACUUUGAACCUGCUCUUAUCAAGGAACUGAUGAGAAUAACAGAUUCUGGGGAUUUGCCGCCUCCACCACCGCCGGAACCUAAAUCUGUAGAAGAGGAUCCGCAUGAGCUGCUGCGGUCCAUCCAGAAUCAGCUGAUGAGACAGCCUGCUGGAAGUCCUCUAGACAGCAAUCUGAUGGCUCAGAUACAGACCCUCACAGAGCAGCUGGUGAAACAGACACUAGACCAAAAUGCAGGAGGAAGCGGGAUUUUGUCCGACCCAGACCUGCUGAAACAGAUACAGGACAUCUCUAAUGCACUAAUGGCGACAGAAUCCGAUGAAGCACCAGCUGUGACUAGCUACUCAUCUGGCAGUGAGCAGGACGACAGCUCACGGUCGUCAACUCCAAAACGCUACAGGGAGAGAGAUAAGGAACGUUCAAGGAAGCAUCUACCGGCAGUGAGAGAUAGACACGGCUCGUUGUGCACGCGUACGAUCUGGGUGGGCCAUCUGCGUCCGAUCAUCACGGAUACAGAGUUGCAAGGCGAAUUUGAGGAGUUUGGCGGAGUUGAAUCGAUUUUUAUGAUUCCUCCAAGAGGCUGUGCGUACGUUGUCAUGGAUAGACGAGAGGAUGCGUAUCGAGCCCUGCGUGCGCUUAGCAACGUGAAGCUGCACUCUUGCGUCCUCAAGAUGGACUGGGCUCCAGGCAAAGGUGUGAAGUACGAUGACAACUACCAGAAAUACUGGGAUGUUGAUCAAGGGGUAUCGUACAUCCCAUGGAAGAAGCUGCCGACAGAUCUGUCCGCACUGAAUCUGAUGAGUGAGGGCGCCAUGUUUGAUUUGGAAAGUCUGCCUCCACAUCUGAAAAGUGCGUUUGAGCAGCAGAAGCAACCACUGGGUGCCAUGUCGCAGCAAGAUCUCAUGAAUAUGGCUGCUGCUCAGGACCAAGACUUUGCAAUGGGCGGCCACGGCAUGCAAGCUCCUCUACACAUGUCUGGAGUGGGGCCUGGUAUGAUGCAAGCGAACCCAGCAGUCGCUCCAGACCUUCUAAACCAAGGCAUGGUGCCUCCGUCAUCGAUGGGCGGCCCGAGGACCCUAACCCAAGUGCUCUCCGGCUGGGCGCAGAAGCAGGCCGGCUUCACGCCGCCGCCGGUGGUGAUGCAGCCGCGCAGCAUGAUCGCGGUUGGCAUGGCUCCACCGCCGGACAUGCUGCAGCCACGCAUGCACGCGCCGGGCUCGGGCGGCCCCCCCGCUCAUGUGCUGGGCCCGGGCGGCGGCGGCCCCGGUCCCGUGCCGCUCAUGUCCAUCAACACUAUGCCGACCGGCAGCGGCGGUGCGCCCAGCAAGCUCGCUCUGCUUGCUACACCGGGCGACGCGCUGCGCGCAGGACCUGCCGUCAACCAGCUGCCUCCGCAGACGCCUCCUAUACAGGCCCCUCCCAUGCAAGGUCCACCCAUGCAGGGUCCCCCCAUGCAGGGUCCACCCAUGCAGGGUCCCCCCAUGCAGGGGCCUCCCAUGCAGGGUCCCCCCAUGCAGGGUCCCCCCAUGCAGGCGGGCCCGAUGCGUGGAAUGCUGCCGAGUCCGGCGCAGGUGCCGCCGUUUGGCAACGCGAUGAUGCUGCAGGAUUCCGGCCCGUACGCGCGCGCGCCGGGUAACGUGAUGCGCAUGAACAGCGCAGCCGAGAUGGACCAGCCGGUUGGUUUCCCACCACACGGGGGCAACGCGCCGGGAAGCUGGCAGGAGGUGCCCGCGUGGCAGGAAGAAGGGCCCAGGUGGGGGCGAGGCGGAGGAAUAGGAGGAGCCGACGGCAGAGGUGACCGCAACGAGAGGGGAGGGUUCGCCGGCGCCUACACGGGCGGCGGCGGGUACCCCGAUCACACGAGUGUGCCUCCUCCCAGAGGCUUCCCCGAGCGGGGUGCGGCGACGCGUGGGUACGUGGACCGCGGGAGGGGCGGUCACCCGAGAGCACAAGGUAACCGUGGCAACUGGCAGGGCCACGAUCCUAACUGGAUGAACAACAGGUGGCAGCAGGAGGCAGAGGAAGAGGAGGCAUCUGUCGAUGGUGGUGAUUUCUCUUUUUCUUCGGCAUCGACAAGGAAGCCUUCGUGGCAAGAACAGGGCAGAGGUGAAAACGAUUCAUGGGUGCCGUAUCACAAUUCAAAGCAGAAACAGAGAGUGAGCAGAAGCCAACAAGAUGAGGAAGACGUCUUUGAAACUGCAGCAACUAACAGGAACAGCAACGAAGGUGAUCGGCGUAAAUUUUCUGUGUCUUCAAAGUGGAAACAGCAAGAUGAAGAGAAUCGCUAUGCUCUACCUCUUUCGUUCAGUUCCGCAAAGUGGAAACACCAAGGAAGACAGAGUGAAGAAGCCGAAAUGCUUGAGUCAUAUAGCUCCACAUUGCGUCCAAACAACGACAGAAUAGAAAGCAAAGAGUCGGUUGCGCCGAUGCCAUUGAAAACGAAAACACUAAAGGAGAAAGAUGAAACUGUUGAAAGUAGUGUGAAUGCUGUGAUUUGUGAUAAUAAGCACGUUGAAGGAACUGUUCACCCUCGCCCCCUCGCCAAUUACUGGGACGAAUGGCAAAACGGGGAGCAGUCAGGCUUUGGGCGAUCAGAAUGGAGUAACGAAAAUCUGACAGAGCCAACGACACUGCCGAACCCAAUGCGAGGCCGACCGCAAACGCCACCUGGCGAGUAUCCGUACCACGAUGAGGACGCUGCCGAACAGUUGCUCCGAUUGGACGAUGAGCGUGAGAACUGCGCCGAAUUUGACGAAUCCGACGACGACGUCGACUCCUUGGUGUCGCGCCUCGUAGCAGCUCUCGUCGCCGAUGUCAUCGGAGAAACUCCUUAUCCAUUUGCGGAGGUUGCAGCGCGCUGCGCUCGGGAGAGUGAAUGUGCUAGCAGUAAGUCGGAUACAGCUGUUGAACCCCACACGUUGACGACAAUGGCAGACGCCGCACGCGGUGAUAUCAGUAAAGACGAAGAGCCAGAUCUCGCUGCCUUUAGACUGCCUUCGACGUUUUCUUUGACAAGAAGGGCUGUGGAUGAGGAGGGCAUGCUCAAGAAACCAGUUCCCCAUAACAGCGACGAUCAUAAAGAUGCCUGGGAUAGGGAAGGUCCGCGUAGGAGCACCACGCAAGCAACGUCGUUUUCGCACGGAAAGGUUGCCGAUGCGAAGCAGGGUCCCACCGAGGACGCAGGUCGUCCACAUCCGCAGAAAGAGUGCGGUUAUUUUCGACACGACUUUGACGCGGCGAGAGAGCCGCACGGCUACGAACAGCCCGGCGGUUACAGGGAAUUCCGAGGGCGCGGCUGGCGUGGCCGUGGCGACUACCGCGGCAACUUCCGCGGUGGCUUCAGGGGCCAAGGAGAUUACUUCGGUGAUAUGCGAGGCCGGGGCAGGGGCAGGGGUCAUGCACGCGGAUACCACGACGCAAGAUUCAACUACUGGGAGGAACGAGAUGGCAGGGGCAGGCAGGCUGAGUUCGGUGACCGCCGGUAUCCAGAUGGCGAUCGCCGAUAUCCGGACGACAACCGCAGGUAUCCUGACGACGAUCGCAGGCAUCCGAACGACGAUCGCCGGUAUCCUGAUGACAAUCGUCGGCAUCCUGACGACGACCGUCGGUACCCUGACGACGACCGUCGGUAUCGAGACAACGACCGAUCCAGCGGCAACAGGCACCUGAGCCGGGAGAGCAAGUACGAGAAGCCGCCGCGCGAAUCGCCGCGGCGGCACCGCAGCGCCGGCGAGGCGAAGAGCGGUGGAGACUUUGCGCAGGAGCUGAGCCGCUACGAGCGCUGGCGGGACGAGUCGCGGCUCGACCGCUCGCGCUCGUACGGUCGCAGCAGCAGCGACGAGGACGGCUGGUUGUCGGAGGAGAACCGCUCGAUGGAGCACGUCCCAGCGUCCAGGAGGACGGAGAGGUACGAGUCGGCAAGCGAGCGCGACAGCAGGCAGAGCCCGCAUAGAUCCGUACGAGAGUCGAUCGAGUCGAAGAGGCGAUACAGCGAGUCGUCCAGUCGUCACGGUUUCGAGGCGAACACGACCAAGGUUCCGCCGGCGAAAAAAGUUGCGCCGCGACCGAAAACUCCGCCGCCGACGAAGAAACGAAAAGCGGAAGCAUCCGUUACUCGAUCUCCCGUGGCCCAGGUGGCGCCACCGAAGCCGGCCGCGCGCACGUCUGCCCCUAAAGCGAGACAGGCCGCAGUGAAGCGAGCGCUUUCGCCUGCCAACUCGCCAGCUACCAAGCGCAUUAGCGUACGACCGGCACCGGUGGUGGAAACAGAGGAAGGUGAGAUUCUAUCCGACGAAGACGACACACCGACGGUCGACGCGUGCGUGUCUGCGGGGUUGCGCGCCAUCGUGGACACGUCAUCGUCGUCAUCAUCGUCGUCGUCGUCGUCGUCGUCGUCGUCGUCGUCGUCAUCGCAGUCGAGCGACAGCUGUGAUGCGAUGAUGAUGCAGGAUGUACCUGCAGGCGUCAGGUCAUCUCCGAGACGGCAGCGGGCGCCGCGUCCUGGCAAGGAUCACGCAGAGGACGGCCAGCGAGGGCAGGAGUCUCCUCCUCAGCCGCCUGCUCGAGAACCGCCUCCUCGAGUUCCCGUCGAGGAGGAAUCAGCCGACGUACAUUCCAGUCAGGGUCGCUCCUCUCUCGCACACGACGAGAGGGGGGUGGCGGCGCACGACGAGAGGGGGGUGGCAGCACACGACGAGAGGGGGGUGCAGUCACAUGACAAGAGGGGAGUGCAGUCACACGACGAGAGGAACAGCUUCCAGGACGUGCUCGGCCGGUCGAACGACGCGGGCGACGUUGCCGCGGGCAACCGCGCGUCGGUUGACGAUGCGGGCGCGGCGGCGGGAUGGGACGGGUGA